ACACGAGACUCCUGUCUUAGCAAAGCGUUUGCGUCUAGUCCAUGUAGAUGAAGACAUAGUCGCCUUGGACAAACCCUGUUCAUUGCCGGUGCACCCUUGCGGCCGGUACAGGCACAACACGGUGGUGUUUAUCCUGGCGAAGGAGUACCAGCUGAGGAAUCUGCGCACCAUCCACCGGCUGGACAGGUUGACCAGUGGCCUGUUGCUGUUCGGACGCACGCCCAAGAAGGCGCGCCAGAUGGAGCAGCAGAUCAGGAAUCGACAGGUGCAGAAGGAGUACGUCUGCAGGGUCGAAGGCCAAUUCCCGGACGAGGUUGUGAAAAUUUGCGAGCCGAUCGAAGUAGUUAGCUACAAGAUUGGGUUGUGCAUGUCUGCCAAGGGAAAGGAAUGCUCAUCCAAUUCCAUAAGCUGGCUACACCCACAGAGUAAUACUAGUGUAGUUCUGUGCCUGCCUCACUCCGGGCGCAUGCAUCAAAUCAGGGUCCAUUUACAGUAUCUCGGCUAUCCAGUUGUGAACGAUCCAUUGUACAAUCAUACAGUGUUCGGUCCCGAGAAGGGCAAAGGUGGUAGAAUAGGCAAAACCGACGAAGAGUUGAUAAGAGAUCUGAUCAGCAUACAUAACGCUGAGAACUGGCUGGGGAUGGACGGUGACUCUGAACUCUCCAUGUUCAAACCACUGUUCGAAGAUGACGACAAAGGUAGGGGCUGGCUGCCAAUCUUUCAAUUCCGAGCCGCGAGCCGUCGCCGUGUGAGAACGUGUCUCCACGUCGCAGCAGCAGACGCCGCAGUGUCCCGUGAGCGUGCCGGCGCUUGCGACUUUCGCCCGUGUGGCGUCGACCAAGGUGACAGUGGCCACGCAGACUGGCCACGAGGCGCCCGACCUCGUCUUCAACGCGGAGCGCAUGACCUCCGACCCGCAAUGCUACGAGUGCAGGUCAAGUACCGCGACCCCAAGCCCUCCGAUCUCGUCAUGUACCUGCACGCUGGAAGUACAGG
This is a messenger RNA of Nilaparvata lugens (brown planthopper), 996 nucleotides long. RefSeq names its product RNA pseudouridylate synthase domain-containing protein 2-like. Lineage: Eukaryota; Metazoa; Arthropoda; Insecta; Hemiptera; Delphacidae. Gene Ontology annotation, biological process: pseudouridine synthesis. Gene Ontology annotation, molecular function: RNA binding; pseudouridine synthase activity. The record is from RefSeq and is a predicted model, not a curated record.